Messenger RNA from Rangifer tarandus platyrhynchus (Svalbard reindeer), 1782 nucleotides. NCBI's taxonomy places the organism in Eukaryota, Metazoa, Chordata, Mammalia, Artiodactyla, Cervidae. The record is from the annotation of a GenBank genome assembly.
AUGGGAGGCCUGGAGAAGAAGAAGUACGAACGAGGUUCUGCCACCAACUACAUCACCCGAAACAAAGCCCGGAAGAAGCUGCAGUUGAGCCUGGCCGACUUCAGGCGGCUGUGCAUCCUGAAAGGCAUUUAUCCCCAUGAACCCAAACACAAGAAGAAGGUUAACAAGGGCUCCACGGCGGCCCGCACCUUUUACCUCAUCAAAGAUAUCAAGUUCCUCCUCCAUGAACCCAUCGUCAACAAGUUCCGGGAGUACAAGGUAUUCGUCCGGAAGCUGCGGAAGGCCUAUGGGAAGAGUGAGUGGAACACGGUGGAGCGUCUAAAGGACAACAAGCCCAACUAUAAGCUUGACCACAUCGUCAAGGAGCGGUACCCCACGUUCAUCGACGCGCUGCGGGACUUGGACGACGCCCUGUCCAUGUGCUUCCUCUUCUCCACCUUCCCGCGCACCGGCAAGUGCCACGUGCACACCAUCCAGCUCUGCCGCCGGCUGGCCGUGGAGUUCAUGCACUACGUCAUCGCCGCCCGCGCCCUGCGCAAGGUCUUCCUGUCCAUCAAAGGCAUCUACUACCAGGCCGAGGUGCUGGGCCAGCCGAUCGUGUGGAUCACGCCCUACACCUUCUCCCACGACCAUCCAACAGACGUGGACUACAGGGUCAUGGCCACGUUUACCGAGUUCUACACCACCUUGCUGGGCUUCGUCAACUUCCGCCUCUACCAGUCUCUCAACCUGCACUACCCGCCCAAGCUCGAGAGUCAGGUCCACACAGAAGCGAAGACCAGCGAGGACACCUACGCGCUGGACUCGGAGAGCUCUCUGGAGAAACUGGCCGCCCUCAGUGCCAGUCUGGCCCGUGUGGUGGUGCCCACGGAGGAGGAAGCCGAGGUGGACGAGUUUCCUGCUGAUGGGGAGAUGGCGGCGCAGGAGGAGGACCGCAGGAAGGAGCUGGAGGCGCAGGAAAAGCACAAGAAGCUCUUCGAGGGCCUGAAGUUCUUCCUGAACCGCGAAGUGCCCCGCGAGGCCCUGGCCUUCGUCAUCAGGAGUUUUGGGGGGAUCGUGUCCUGGGACAAAUCUCUGUGCAUUGGGGCCACCUAUGACGUCACAGACCCCGGCAUCACCCACCAGAUUGUCGACCGGCCUGGGCAGCAGACCCCGGUCAUCGGGAGGUACUACGUGCAGCCCCAGUGGGUGUUUGACUCGGUGAAUGCCCGGCUCCUCCUCCCCGUGGCGGACUACUUCCCGGGGGUGCAGCUGCCCCCACACCUCUCGCCCUUCGUGACAGAGAAGGAAGGCGACUAUGUGCCCCCGGAGAAACUGAAGCUCCUGGCCCUGCAGCGGGGCGAGCACCCAGGAAACUUGAAUGAAUCUGAGGAGGAGGACGAGGAGGAAGACGACGAAGGUGAUGACGAGGAAGAGGGAGAAAAAGAGGAGGAGGAGGAGGAAGACAUGGAGGCUGAUUCGGAGAAGGAGGAAGAUGCUCGGCUGACCGCCCUGGAGGAGCAGAGGCUGGAGGGGAAGACGGAGGCCCGACUGACCAAGCCCAGGGUGAUGGCUGGCACCGUGAAGCUGGAGGACAAGCAGCGGCUGGCCCAGGAGGAGGAGAGCGAGGCCAAGCGCCUGGCCAUCAUGAUGAUGAAGAAGCGGGAGAAGUACCUCUACAACAAGAUCAUGUUCGGCAAGAGGCGCAAAAUCCGCGAGGCCAACAAACUGGCGGAGAAGCGGAAAGCCCAUGACGAAGCUGUGAGAUCGGAGAAGAAGGCCAAGAAGGUGCGGGCGCUGUGA